Messenger RNA from Gigantopelta aegis, 503 nucleotides. RefSeq lists its product as uncharacterized. Bases 23 to 343 code for a protein of 106 amino acids. Lineage: Eukaryota; Metazoa; Mollusca; Gastropoda; Neomphalida; Peltospiridae. The record is from RefSeq and is a predicted model, not a curated record. The transcript is spliced from 4 exons.
GAAAACAUGAAAAUGCAGAAAAAUGACAAAAAAUCGGGUGUGUGCCAUCUUUGAACAUCUUUAUGAUGACGUUUUCUCUCUUGUGGACUGGCUCCACCAAUUCAGGAAUGAGAGGAAAUUCCAUGGUGAAGUGCUUUUGGAGUCGGAUUCGCCGAGUUACAGGAACUUGUUGGAAACCACUAUCAUUGGAGUUACUUCCCCUGCUAAACCACUACCAGCGGGAAUCACCUUCUCACAAGAUAGUCAUCAACGGGAAAUUGUUCUCAGAGUCAUUGAGAGGCUGUACAAUCGAAAAGGAGCAGGCAAAAACAUCUUGACUCUGGGCUUCGGACCAGUGAGUUAAUUAAAAACAUUUCUUGGUGAAUCUCGAUUCAUAAAACAACAGAUAUAAAUAGUUCUUUUCAGUAAAAUGUCUUGAAUUUGCUUUUUAAAUAAAGCUUUCACAUCCAUUGCUGAAGAUUACCCCUCUUGAGAAAAUACUAAAUUAAUGUCAUUCAGAUAAA